This is a messenger RNA of Gossypium arboreum, 2196 nucleotides long. RefSeq lists its product as uncharacterized. Gene Ontology annotation, molecular function: RNA binding. The transcript has 16 exons. The record is from RefSeq and is a predicted model, not a curated record. The coding region runs from base 272 to 1837 and encodes 521 amino acids. NCBI's taxonomy places the organism in Eukaryota, Viridiplantae, Streptophyta, Magnoliopsida, Malvales, Malvaceae. Gene Ontology annotation, cellular component: U2-type spliceosomal complex; U2 snRNP. Gene Ontology annotation, biological process: mRNA splicing, via spliceosome.
AUUUAUAAGCUUAUAAUGAUACUAAAAAAUAGUUGAGGAGCCAAAAUAAAAAUUUUACACGAAAAGAGUAUUUAUUUCGGCCAACUCGGCUUUUCAUCGUAUACCGAACAGCGCCCUCUUCCAGACUCGUCUCUCUUCGCCCUACCGUAUCCCUGUCAGCUCAUUUCUGCUCACGUCUCUCCUCCUCUUCCUCCGAUCUCUGACCCAAGCCCUCUCUUCCACUCAAGUUUCCGACGAACCCAACCAAAGACCCGGAUAUUAAAUAAAGACUAUGUUGUCUUCGGAUGGCUCAGACAACCAUCCACAGUCCGGCACUGAGAAUUGUUUGAACGCAGUUGCUGGUGUAGGCUGGUAUAUACUUGGUGAAGAUCAACAAAAUGUUGGCCCUUAUGCAAUUUCUGAGUUACGUGAGCAUUUCUUAAACGGAUACCUCACUGAAAGUACACUUGCAUGGUCUGAAGGGAGAAGUCAGUGGCAACCAUUGUCCUCAAUUCCCGAGUUUGUUUCUGUAAUUUCUCAUCAGGCCAACAAUUUUUCUGCUACAGUGUCCUCAGGCGAUGAUGAUGCUUUCUUGAACAGUAUGAAGGAGGGCGAUAAUUCAAAUGCAGUGCCUUCCAAUGAUGGUGAUGGUAGUGAUGAAUUUGAGAAAUGGCAGAGAGAGAUUAGAGAGGCUGAGGCUGAGACAGAAUGUUUGAAAACUGGAUCUGUUUCUAGAAGUACUGGUGAUGCCUUUGGUUUUGAUGAUCAGGAUAGGCCUCUGACACCGCCAGAAGGUGAAGAAGAAUUCACUGAUGAUGAUGGAACCAGGUACAAGUGGGAUAGAAAUCUGCGAGCAUGGGUUCCUCAGGAUGACAUGUCAACAAAAAAUGGGAACUAUGGAGUAGAAGAGAUGACAUUCUUGGAAGAAGAUGAAGUUUUUCCAACUAUAAGUGCUACUGAUGCUUCUGCUGCUGUUGCUGAUGCUUCUGUUAGAGAAAAUGUUAAUGGAAGUGGUGAGCAAACAGAAGUAAACUGUAAUGCCAAGAGAAAACUGUUGGAAAAACCAGUUGAUAAGAAGGAAGCUAAUAAACCUCCGGAUUCUUGGUUUCAACUGAAAGUAAAUACACAUGUCUAUGUGACUGGACUACCUGAUGAUGUAACUGCAGAAGAAUUGGUUGAGGUUUUUUCCAAGUGUGGAAUAAUCAAAGAGGACCCUGAAACAAAAAGACCUCGUGUGAAGAUCUAUGUUGACAAGGAGACAGGAAGAAAAAAGGGGGAUGCGCUUGUUACAUAUCUAAAGGAGCCCUCUGUUGCUUUAGCUGUUCAAAUUUUGGAUGGAACACCUUUACGUCCUGAUGGAAAAAUCCCUAUGUCUGUAAGCCAAGCUAAAUUUGAGCAGAAAGGGGAUAAAUUUAUAGCCAAGCAAGUGGACAGCAGGAAGAAAAAGAAACUGAAGAAAGUUGAGGAGAGGAUGCUCAGCUGGGGUGGCCGUGAUGAUGCAAAGGUGACAAUUCCAGCCACUGUUGUCCUUCGUAACAUGUUCACGCCUGCUGAAAUGAGGGCGGAUGAAAAUUUGUGUUCAGAGCUGGAGGAGGAUGUUAAAGAGGAAUGCUUAAAGCUUGGUCUUCUGGACUCAGUCAAGGUUUGUUCGAACAAUCCCCAAGGUGUUGUUUUGGUCAAAUAUAAGGACAGGAAGGACGCUCAGAAGUGCAUAGAGUUGAUGAAUGGACGAUGGUUCGGCGGGAGACAGAUCCAUGCAAGUGAAGAUGAUGGAGUGGUUAAUCAUGCUUUGGUUCGGGAUCUGGAUGAGGAUGCUGCUCGACUGGAACAAUUUGGUGCAGAACUUGAAGCCGAGUGAGUUGAGUCAUCGUACUGAACUUGAGGAUGCUUGAGACUUGAUCAGACUUUUUUUGUUUUGUGCAUCUAGUAGCUCUGCCUUUGUAUCAAAAGAAAAUUUAGAGUAUUUAGAUUCAGAUUCCAUAUCCAUCGUUGAGUUCCUUUGGCCACUUUUUCAGUGUUCCAGACGAAGCCCAGGGUGAUGAACAGGAGGAUGAUUCACCUACGUCAUUUUCACUCGCCCUUUUAAUACAUGAACUCUAACACGGUAGUUAUUACAUUCCUACGUAUGGUAAAUUCCAUUGAUAAUAUGUACCCAAAAAAAGAGCUUUGAGAGAUGUUUAGUUUAUUAGAGAAGAAAAACGUUUAGCAAGAAGAAAA